AUGGAUGCCACGCGGGCAGAAGGAUGUUCUUCCUCUUCCAUACCCAUCCCACCGCAAUGGGUAUACGACAUCUUCGUGAGUUUCAGAGGUGCCGAUACUCGUAAAAACUUUACCAGCCAUCUGUUUGCUGCUUUAGAGGACAAUGGUUUUCGCACAUUCAGGGACAACAAAGAGCUCGAAAGAGGAGAAUUUAUUAGCGGUGAACUACUGAAAGCAAUUGAGGGUUCCAGAAUUUCUUUAAUAGUGUUCUCAAAAGACUAUGCUAGGUCGAGGUGGUGCCUUGAUGAACUUGUGCAGAUCAUGGAUUGCAGGGAGACUUUGAAACAAAUUGUUGUGCCUAUCUUUUAUGAUGUUGUUCCAUCUGACGUGCGGAAGCAGACAGGGGUUCUUCAAGACGCAUUUACCGAACAUGAAAAGCAUUUUAGAGAUGGAUUGGAUUGCAAGGUCGGCAAUUGCUGA
Messenger RNA from Rhododendron vialii, 459 nucleotides. Its product is annotated as TMV resistance protein N-like. The transcript is spliced from 2 exons. The record is from RefSeq and is a predicted model, not a curated record. Gene Ontology annotation, biological process: signal transduction. Bases 1 to 459 code for a protein of 152 amino acids. Lineage: Eukaryota; Viridiplantae; Streptophyta; Magnoliopsida; Ericales; Ericaceae.